This is a messenger RNA of Aspergillus novofumigatus IBT 16806, 1910 nucleotides long. RefSeq lists its product as uncharacterized. The record is from RefSeq and is a predicted model, not a curated record. The coding region runs from base 458 to 1657 and encodes 399 amino acids. The transcript has a single exon. Lineage: Eukaryota; Fungi; Ascomycota; Eurotiomycetes; Eurotiales; Aspergillaceae.
CCUUGAUUAUCUAUGUUCUCCCAUGCCAUCCCAUGUCAAUCGAUCUAAUGUGCAACUGAAUGUCGUUCCUCCAUUGCCAUGGCUGCCGGUAUGCGCCUCCCUUCUGCCGUCAUUGCCUUCGUUGCUUCCUCACGCCCCUCUGUCGGUGCUGCUCUUCCCUGCUCGACUUCCUCUUGAGCUCCUUCCUCUACUUCUCUCUGGAACUCAAAACAGAUCCUAUAAAAUCCCUCUUCUCUCCUCCAUCCUCUUUUCCCGCUUUCUUCUUCUUUCUCUCCUCAACACCAUAUGGUCGUCUGAUGCUAGUAUCGUGAUUUCACGCUCUGCGUUCGUCUCAACUUCAUAUCGUGUUUCUGCGCUUACUGCUCCUGCUACUGCUACCACCUUUUUCUUGCUCCCGUUUUCCCCUUUCCCUCUUUUUCCGUUCUUGACCAAAUUGUUUUGACGGUCGUUGUUCGCAAUGUCUCGUCUCAGCAAGCUUGGGUACAACCUCUCCUCCCUCUCCCCUUCCUCCCUCGCCUCUUCCUCCUUCUCCUCUUCCUUCUCCCGCUUCAAGAAUCGCCGGACUCCGGCGGUUCCUUGCAAGUCUUUCGUGUCAGACUGUUCGUCCAUCCGUUCAGCUGGCGUCUCUUCUUUCACCGAGGUACGUAGACGUUCAUAUCUUUCCACUCGGUCUUCCUGUGCAACUGCCCCUGCCCCUGCCCCUGCACGUUCCGCCCCUUCCCUUUCGGCUCCUUCUACUCGCUUCGUUCGUGCACCUGUUCCAGCUCGCACUGGGACAGGUGACACUCUCACCCGCAGCCUUCCCUCGCAGAGUCGAGGAGCUGCUCAACGGGACGGAACCCUUGACGUCGUCCAUUCCAUUAUGGAGAGAGCUCGACUCCGCUCUCAAGCGCUUCGUUCCCGCUAUGGUCACCCAGAGAGACGACGAGUCGACCCUAGAACCCAACCUCGAGUCGAACCCUCUUCCACUUCUUCUGUUCCGACCACCCGUCCCACCCGUUUCACCGAGCGCAUCCGCAUUCUCGCCGAAGAAGCAGCCGCUAGUUCUGCCAAACGCCGCGCCACUCUUUCGAAACUCGCUGCCUUCGACGAAGUUGUCGCCCGUGUCAGAGCACGAAAACAGUCGACGCCUUCCGCUUCUCCCAUUGACGCCACCCGUCCUGUCACUCGCGCGGAACGAGUCCGUCCCUCCGUUCCUCCUGUCAACGUAGCUCGUCCUGUCACUCGUCCUGUCACUAGCUCAGAACGAGUCCGUCCCUCCGCUUCUUCGGUCUUCGACCGCAUCUCCAACCUUCGUGCCGCCCAGGCCGAGCGACGCCGUUGGAUCGACGAGAUGAUCACUCAGCAAAAAGAACGUGCUUUGACUCGGGCCACUACUUCCGCCGCCAUCGAGCAAUUCCGAGCCAAGCAUCAGGCACGACUCGCCAACCGAUCCCGCGAGGGACACCUGACGUCACCUCACCCGGCCCCGAUUAACAGCACCCGAAACACGGCGAUUCCAGCAGCAGACCCUGUACGCACUCGACGCUCGACUCCGUCCGCCGACCGACUCCGCAAGGAUAAACCAGCGAAGCGCGUUCGUUUCGGAGAUGUUACGGUACAGCCUGUGUCUCGCUGGAUCGUCAAGUCGAAGCACGUGCACAAACGUAGUUACUAGCGGCGACCGGGCCACUUCCACUACUCUUGCUCAACCCGUGGGGGUCUGAUGAGGAUGGCUGGUUUCUCGAGAUAAUACUCGUUUCCACUGUGACACCGUAUUGUCUAUUCGUUCAGCUCCGUCCCUUCACAGUUGUCUGCUGGCUCUGGUCUUCGAUGGGGAAGACCAACCAGGUACUGCUGAUGAGUUUAUAGAUCACUGGCGUACUCUGUCCUGUUGAGGUAUUGAUGGCGCUACUGCUCUGACCUUAAGG